GUGUUACGGGUGUGGGUCAGCGCCGGCCCGCAGGGUUUAGUGUGCUCUUGUCCGCCGCCCCCGCAGCAUGGAGGUCCUGGGAACUCUCCCCAGUGGCGGUCUCCUCUAUUGGGUGGGGGUGCUGAGCGCAGUGUACAUCACCGUGCGGGCCACCUACCGCCUGCUGGCCGGGCUCCGCGUCUGGGUGCUGGGCAGCCCGGUGGUGCUGGGCCCGGGGCUGGGCGCCUGGGCAGUGGUCACAGGAGCUACUGAUGGAAUUGGAAAAGCCUAUGCAGAACAGCUAGCAAAGCAUGGAAUGAAUGUGGCUCUUAUCAGCAGAUCUCAAGAAAAACUAGAACAGGUUGCCAGUGAAAUAAAAGAGAAAUUCAAAGUGGAAACAAAAAUUAUUGCCGCAGACUUUGGUGAGAGAGAAGAUAUUUACAGUAGAAUUGAAGCAGGACUGGAAGGCCUUGAGAUUGGUGUUUUAGUCAACAAUGUGGGAAUUUCAUACACUUACCCUGAAUAUUUUCUUGAUGUUCCAGACCUGGAUAAUACAAUCAAUAAAAUGAUAAACAUUAACAUCAUGUCUGUUUGCAAGAUGACACGAUUGGUGCUGCCCAGCAUGCUGGAAAGAUCUAAAGGAAUAAUCCUGAAUAUCUCUUCAGCUGCUGGCAUGUAUCCAUCUCCACUGCUCACUCUGUACUCAGCAACCAAGGUAUGCUUUCUUUUUGGUAUGCUCCAAACUGAACUGUCACAACAGAAACGUAACAAUAAAAGCUAUAAGAAUAAAUGUUUCUGGGGUCCCUCUAUUGAUGGUUUGAUGAAGUAA
Molecule: messenger RNA, 808 nt
Organism: Trachemys scripta elegans
Lineage: Eukaryota; Metazoa; Chordata; Testudines; Emydidae
Gene: HSD17B12
Product: hydroxysteroid 17-beta dehydrogenase 12
Exons: 8
Coding region: 68-808 (246 amino acids)
Cellular component (GO): endoplasmic reticulum
Molecular function (GO): oxidoreductase activity
Source: RefSeq, a predicted model, not a curated record